Messenger RNA from Erinaceus europaeus (western European hedgehog), 3087 nucleotides. It is a transcript of the gene CNGA2, whose product is annotated as cyclic nucleotide gated channel subunit alpha 2. The record is from RefSeq and is a predicted model, not a curated record. Lineage: Eukaryota; Metazoa; Chordata; Mammalia; Eulipotyphla; Erinaceidae. Gene Ontology annotation, molecular function: intracellularly cAMP-activated cation channel activity; protein-containing complex binding; intracellularly cGMP-activated cation channel activity. The transcript is spliced from 6 exons. Gene Ontology annotation, biological process: monoatomic cation transmembrane transport. The coding region runs from base 300 to 2468 and encodes 722 amino acids. Gene Ontology annotation, cellular component: intracellular cyclic nucleotide activated cation channel complex; plasma membrane.
UGACAGCUGCUUUGGGCCAAGGAGAUACAUCUCCUUCUAAGGGCCAGAGCUGGGGGUCAGGGACCUAUCUGAAGAGCUAUGAGUACACCAACUAUCUGUAGAGCAAGGGCACUAGAUGAUGCCUUGCAUGGACAUUUUUUUUUUGUUUUUUGUCUUUUUUUUUUUUUUUUUGCUUUAGUUUUCUUGUAAAAAAAUAGCUGAGGUAAAAGAAAUCACAUUUUGCAGUUCAGCAUUAUUCAGCCUUUAAAUCCUGUCAGCAUGGAAUAAGAGUACUCAGUGUUAUCAAUGUGGUCCUUGGAAUGGCCCUUAGGCCAUGCUGGGACACUGCCCUGUAUGGGGUGGGGGGCAAGGGUGUGGGUGGGAACUGCUUCUCUUCUCUCUGGUCCUUGGCAGGCCUCAUGCUGUGGGCAGAGCCAGGCCAGCCUCCACUCACCUGGCUCUGGGUCCCCUUCCUGCCAGGUGAGGGUCCCCAUUGUACAUGGAGGAUGACAGAAAAAUCCAAUGGUGUGAAGAGCUCCCCAGUCAAUAACCACAACCACCGUGAACCCACAACUGUCAAGGCCAAUGGCAGGCCCAGCAGCAGGCCCCAAUCAGCUACUGAUGAUGACACCUCCUCGGAGCUGCAGAGGCUGGCUGACCUGGAUGCUUCCCAACGCAGGAGGGGGGGCUUCCAGAGGAUUGUCCGCCUGGUGCGUGUCAUCACAGACUGGGCCAACAAGAACUUUCGAGAGGAGGAGCCCAGGCCAGACUCCUUCCUUGAGCGUUUUCGAGGGCCUGAGCUCCAGACCGUGACUACACAGCAGGGUGAUGGCAAAGGCAACAAAAACGGCGAUGGCAAAGGCACCAAGAAAAAGUUUGAGCUCUUUGUCCUGGACCCAGCGGGGGACUGGUACUACCGCUGGUUGUUUGUCAUCGCCAUGCCUGUCCUCUACAAUUGGUGCCUGCUGGUGGCCAGAGCCUGCUUCAGUGACCUGCAGAAAGGCUACUACAUCGUGUGGCUGGUGCUGGACUACUUCUCAGAUGUGGUCUAUGUGGCAGACCUCUUCAUUCGGUUGCGUACAGGCUUCCUGGAGCAGGGGCUGCUGGUCAAAGAUACCAAGAAGUUGCGGGACAACUACAUCCACACACUGCAGUUCAAACUGGAUGUGGCUUCUAUCAUCCCCACAGACUUUAUAUAUUUUGCUGUGGGCAUCCAUAACCCUGAGGUGCGGUUCAACCGCCUGCUGCAUUUCGCCCGCAUGUUUGAGUUCUUCGACCGCACCGAGACUCGCACCAGCUACCCCAACAUCUUCCGCAUCAGCAACCUUGUCCUCUACAUCUUGGUCAUCAUCCACUGGAAUGCCUGUAUCUACUACGCUAUCUCCAAGUCCAUUGGCUUUGGGGUUGAUACCUGGGUUUACCCCAACAUCACUGACCCCGAGUAUGGCUACUUGGCUAGGGAGUACAUCUACUGUCUGUAUUGGUCCACGCUCACCCUCACCACCAUUGGAGAGACGCCACCCCCUGUGAAGGAUGAAGAGUACCUGUUUGUUAUCUUUGACUUCCUGAUCGGUGUCCUCAUCUUCGCCACCAUCGUGGGAAACGUGGGCUCCAUGAUCUCUAACAUGAACGCCACUCGGGCUGAGUUCCAGGCCAAGAUUGAUGCUGUUAAGCAUUACAUGCAGUUCCGCAAGGUCAGCAAGGAGAUGGAGGCCAAGGUCAUCAAGUGGUUCGACUACCUGUGGACCAACAAGAAGACGGUGGAUGAGCGGGAGGUCCUCAAGAACCUGCCUGCUAAGCUGCGGGCUGAGAUCGCCAUCAAUGUGCACCUGUCUACACUCAAGAAGGUACGCAUCUUCCAGGACUGUGAGGCAGGCCUGCUGGUGGAGCUGGUCCUCAAGCUGCGCCCUCAGGUCUUCAGCCCGGGGGACUACAUCUGCCGCAAGGGUGACAUUGGCAAAGAGAUGUACAUCAUCAAGGAGGGCAAGCUGGCUGUAGUGGCUGAUGACGGGGUCACACAGUAUGCCUUGCUCUCAGCUGGCAGCUGCUUUGGUGAGAUUAGCAUCCUCAACAUCAAAGGCAGCAAGAUGGGCAACCGUCGGACAGCCAACAUCCGCAGCCUGGGCUACUCGGAUCUCUUCUGCUUGUCCAAGGAUGACCUCAUGGAGGCUGUGACUGAGUACCCCGAUGCCAAGAAGGUCCUGGAAGAGAGGGGCCGGGAGAUCCUGAUGAAGGAAGGGCUGCUGGAUGAGAGUGAGGUGGCGGCCAGCAUGGAGGUGGACGUUCAGGAGAAACUGGAGCAGCUGGAGACCAACAUGGAGACCCUGUAUACCCGCUUUAGCCGCCUGCUGGCUGAGUACACAGGUGCCCAGCAGAAGCUCAAGCAGCGCAUCACGGUGUUGGAGGCCAAGAUGAAGCAGCACCAUGCCGAGGACUACCUGUCAGAUGGCGUGACCAGCCCUGAGCCAGCUGAAGAAGAGAAGCCCUGAGGGCUCGGGUCCACCCACCCUAUCCCAUCUUGGUCUUGACCCCAGGCACUAGAAGAGCUGUAGGUCUCCACACCUAGAUGUGUUCUUUCCAGGACCCUUGAGCUCUCCCUGAAGCCUCCUUGUUCCCAGAGCUUUGGCUCAAACACCCUGAGUACCAUCCUCCCAGUCCAGUCAGCAGCCACACUUACCUGCCCAUGUCCAGAGCUCCAGCCUCAGUGGCAGACAUUUGACACAGCCACCACAGUCUGUCUCCCAGGGCAGGCAGAGGUGUGGAAGGGGCCAUGGCAAGAGGCCACUCAAGGCAGCCAGGCAUGGCAGCUCCUGUCUAUCAGCCAUCUGUGUGUCUGUCUGCCAUGUGGGGAAAGGGGCAUCUCUGUAGUCUUCUGGGGACCAAAGACACCCUGAUGCUUCUGGCCCCUUCCAGGGCUGGCAUUGAGUAGCCUAGUGACAAGGAUACAGGCCAAAAGGGGAUGCCACCAAAAGAAGGAGGUGGUGCUGAGCUCUGGCUAUCACCCAGUGCACGGAGCAUUCCAAGGCUGGUGGGGUGUGUGGGGACCCUUCAAGUUCCUAUCUGUACUAGAGGUACUUACAGGUUAAUAAAUCCCUUGCUAACACUGUG